UUCACCUUUCCCAUCGCCUGUAUUAAGCCAAGCAUUGUAUAGUACCAACUGCCAAGACGUGAGCCAUAUGUGGAAAAACUCAACAGGACCACGGGUCUAAGUUCAGACAAAGAUUUGACACUUAUGAUCAUAUCUGCUCAGUAAUCUAGUCAGACCGAUCAAACCUGCUAACAACAUCUUCAUCAGACAUUGUUGCGCUUGUCAUAUCUACCAAGCUCCUUAUUCCGUCGGGUUAGGCCGGUCUGGCAGCUGGCAAGGAAAUCAGCAUUCUCGAGUCUCCAUCAAGUCGACUUUACGAGCGGCAUCGUUUCUCUUCUACGCCUUGUUUUUGUGAGAAAUACGGCAACCCGUCUUCAGCUUUCAUCUUUUUUUUUUCUCCAUACCUCACUUUAUGUCCCUAUUAUGCCCCCAAUCACGACCGUGACGAGGUUUGUCCACGCCGUUACAAAUCAGAAAAGGGGAGAACCAUUCGAUGGCGACGAUGCCACGAGUCCAGACACAGGAAGAAAGCUUCUCAUCAUCAUCCUAAGCAGCGCAAUCCCAGUCGUGGUUCUCUUCUUGGCGGCUGUUGUGCUCUGUCUAUGCUGGAGGAAGAAAAGACGGCAGAUACGAGUCUUUUCACGAACCGUUACACCUGUCGACGAUGAGGAAAUUGCAACAUGGAAAACCCCAAAAAGUGAGGAGGCUUGGUUUACGACCAUGGACGACACCGACGUAGAUGGAAAGAGCAGAUCGGCAACAGGGGAUCGUUUGAACACCAGCCAUGGGAAACAAUCAUCAACAAGCUCGGUAAAGAAACCCGCAAGCGUCAUCGUCUACGUCAACCCUCAAGACCAAGCAGCUGGAGAAACCCGGAAAUCACUCGACGAGGGCUCGCCUCGGCCCGCCGCACAUAGCACCCACAGCGGCUAUUAUGGAAAAACGAGCAUCGACCACACGCCACUACCACCAACCCCUAUCCUCGCAAGGGCUCCCAACUCCCGAGCCGGGCUCACAGACGAAACGGUCCCCGGCGAUGUGCCAUGGAUACCAGCGCCCAAGCGCCAGCCCUCUCGGCUAUACAAGCUACCGCCAGGUGCACAUGCUGCCGCCGCAUCAUCACCACGUCCGAGACAUGGGAGGAAGACGAGUUCAAAAAGUAGCACCAGCAGCAUAGGCGGUUACUCAAACUAUAUCAACUACAACAACUACAACAACAACAGAGCGGCAUACUACCGAGGCGGAGGAGGCUACACAUCCGACACAGGAGGAGGAGGAUUUCCCGGGCGACAUUCCAUCGACCACGCUCGCACCAGCAGCAUGCGCAUGCACCAUUCACGUCUUCACUCGGGGGUGACGGUUCCUCCGAGGCUGUCGCUUGGCGAUGAUGCGCUUUCGCGGAGACAAUUCUUGAGAGAGGAAGAGAUCGGACGGGCGAUCGGGUGAUGAUUGAGAAAUACCGAUACUUACUUACUCUCUCUCCUCCGUCACCAUUUCCGUCUCCGUAGGCUGGAAGCCAUAUCAACUUUUCACAGAUCGUUUGAUCUACCUACCUCACUCCUACACACACCGAGGUGCUGGAAGCUACCUCACACAUUCACACAGUUCUUUGGAUCCGAGG
Neurospora tetraspora is the source of this 1600-nucleotide messenger RNA. RefSeq lists its product as uncharacterized. Bases 403 to 1425 code for a protein of 340 amino acids. The record is from RefSeq and is a predicted model, not a curated record. The transcript has a single exon. Lineage: Eukaryota; Fungi; Ascomycota; Sordariomycetes; Sordariales; Sordariaceae.